AAUUAGACGAGCCAGGGCAAAUUAAUUGCAUAAAACAAAUCGAAAGACUAGAAAUUAAGGAAUUAAUAACAGGAAUUAAUGAGACUAAUGAAAAUAAACAAAACCUAUAUACAAAAGUAUUGCGAAAAAUCGCAGGAGUAAGAGCAGCAAAAGUUAAUUUGCUAAAAAAAAUAGAAGAAGAGAUAAAAAAAGGAAAUAAUUUGCUUAAUUCAGAUGAUAAGGAAGCAAUUAAGAAUUUUUUAACCGGACUGGAUAAGUUUUUGGAAUUAGAAAAAAGAGAAAGUUCUCGAUAUUUUUUUUUAAUUGCUGCAAGAGAGACCUCUUCGGAAAGUCCAAGGACCUCAUAA
Messenger RNA from Racocetra persica, 347 nucleotides. Lineage: Eukaryota; Fungi; Glomeromycota; Glomeromycetes; Diversisporales; Gigasporaceae. The record is from the annotation of a GenBank genome assembly.